AGAAAAAUAAUAAUGGCUCCAGCGACUAACUGGCUUUCAUUUUCACUGUCUCCAAUGGAGAUGUUGAGGUCAUCUGAAUCUCAGUUCGUGUCCUAUGAUACCUCCUCUGCUGCAUCUCCUCAUUACUUGAUCGAUAACUUCUAUGCUAAUGGGUGGGGAAACGUUCCAAAACCCCAAGUAUUCUUCACUGAACAGACAACCAACCAAGAGAAGGAAGCUCAUCAACAAGCAGUCAUCGCGGAUUCUCCCAUCCUCACCACCUUCAUCGACCCACAAACCCACACUCAACCGAAACUCGAGGAUUUUCUCGGCGAUUCUUCUUCACUCGUCCGUUACUCAGACAGCCAGACCGAGACUCAGGACUCGUCACUGACACAAAUCUACGACCACCAGACCUCCGCCUACUUCAACGACCCACAAGAUCUCAAGGCGAUUACUAGGUUUCAAGCCUUCUCGACUAACUCGGGAUCGGAGGUGGAUGACUCAGCCUCCAUGGGCCGUACUCAGCUAACUGGAGGCGAGUUCACGGGUCACUCGAUUGAGUCUUCGGGGAACGAGUUGGCGUUCUCUAGUUGUCCUACAGGUGCCUUGUCACUCGGGGUUAAUAACACUACUGCCAAUAACCAUAACGCUAAUAACCAGCUGAGUUCUGAUAACGCCAAGGCCAUUGUCUCAGUUGAUAAUUCAGAUGGCUCUAAGAAGAUUGCUGAUACUUUUGGUCAGCGAACCUCCAUUUACAGAGGAGUCACCAGACACAGAUGGACGGGUAGAUAUGAAGCGCAUCUUUGGGACAACAGCUGUAGGAGAGAGGGGCAAGCGAGAAAAGGGCGUCAAGUAUACCUAGGUGGAUAUGACAAGGAAGAGAAGGCAGCUAGGGCUUACGAUUUGGCAGCUCUAAAAUACUGGGGUCCCACUGCAACCACCAACUUCCCUAUCUCCAAUUAUGGUAAGGAAUUGGAAGAGAUGAAACUAGUAACCAAACAAGAAUUCAUUGCAUCCUUAAGAAGGAAGAGCAGCGGUUUUUCGAGGGGAGCUUCAAUAUACCGGGGUGUCACAAGGCAUCAUCAACAAGGGCGAUGGCAAGCGAGGAUAGGCCGGGUUGCUGGGAACAAAGAUCUUUACCUUGGAACAUUUGCCACCGAGGAGGAGGCAGCUGAGGCAUACGACAUCGCGGCCAUAAAGUUCAGGGGAUUAAAUGCGGUGACGAAUUUCGAAAUGAACCGGUACGACGUGGAAGCUAUCGCCAAGAGUGCCCUUCCCAUUGGGGGAGCAGCAAAACGCCUGAAGCUAUCACUCGAAACGGAGCAAAAACCAAUCAUCAGCCAUCCCGUCCAGCCCCAACCCCAAUGCAGCAGCACCGGCAACAUCAACUUCGCUUCUUCCAUUCAUCCACCAUUCUCCACAAUCCCCUGCGGCAUCCCAUUUGACACCACUCUUUACCCCCAUCACAACCUCUUCCACCACUACCAAACUACCAACAUUCCCACCACCCAUGCUCCACUCCCCAUCUCCGAUUCAUCGGUCUCCACUUCGACAAUGCCAACUCCGAUGACCCUUUUGCCGCAGCAGCCGGCUGAGUUUUUCAUAUGGCCUCCUCAUCAAUCAUACUGAAGUGAUGAUAUCAUGAUCGGGAGGUUACUCUCUUUUUUUUUUUUUUUUGCCUUAAAUAUAAUCUGCAGUUAUAGUUUUCAAUUAAGCUAACUUUAGCAAAGAGCCCUUUUUAAAUGUUGUUGGGAUCCUUUCCAGCUGACCGAAAAUGAUCGUCUGUCGAGUUAAGACUUCUCACCUGUUUAACCUAGGCCAGAUAGUAGGAAAAAAAAGGGUUUUGAGUUUUUUGUUUUUCUUCUUUGUUUAUGAAGGGUAGAGAGCUGUCAGUUCCAAUGGUAGGGAAGCUGGGUUUUGUAAGUAAA
Messenger RNA from Carica papaya (papaya), 1910 nucleotides. RefSeq names its product AINTEGUMENTA-like 7 (gene AIL7). Gene Ontology annotation, molecular function: DNA binding; DNA-binding transcription factor activity. Gene Ontology annotation, biological process: regulation of DNA-templated transcription. The record is from RefSeq and is a predicted model, not a curated record. Lineage: Eukaryota; Viridiplantae; Streptophyta; Magnoliopsida; Brassicales; Caricaceae.